UCUCGUAAGAAAAAUGCUUAUAUCAGCAAGGCUUUGCGCUGGUCAAUUGGUCAAGGCGCCUUAUCAGGAAGUUAUUACGGUGAGAAUAAAUUCUAGUGAUAUUCAACACGACGGCGGUCAACAGGUUUAAUCUGCAUUGUAUGCUUGCAUUGUACCAUAUAGAAGUCAUAUCUGCAGAGCAUUCCGAACCUCUCAGCAAUGGCGGAGCAAAUUCUAGGCCCAGGUAGGCCACGCCCUACAGUAUGGUCCAAUGUGGUUGGAACCAUGACAUGGCAACGAAACCGUCUCGGACGAAAGCAAUCAAAACGCUCCAGCUCCAGCGGGAGUAUCAACAUGCUGACGUGACGAUCAGCUGUUGAUGAAAACAAGCAGAACGAAAUGACCAACAGACUAAUCGUUCACCACAAUCAGAGUGCAAGAUCUCAAUAACAUGCAGCGAAAACCCUGCGAAAAAGGCCAUGGUACACACGAACCGGAAGAUAAUACCAUUGCAGCUUUUCAAAGACGGUGAGCAGGUAUCCAAGGCGGAGUAAAGCAAGGCAAAAGCGAACCGCAUAACGCAAGACCCUAACAAGUUAGCGAACCGAAAACCGUCUCGUUUGCAACGCAACCUCAGUACGCGUUCACAAGAUUGAGUAUUGCGCUCAACGCUUUGUAUUCACUUUCGAGGCCUUGGUCAGACUCUCGCGCACCUUCUUCUGUUGCUCCUCCUUCUGUGCUUGGAACUGCUUUUGGCCCCGUUCCAGCCGCUCUCUUGCUUGGGCCUCUCUCUGAGGAUCGCGGCCAGCAGGGAUGGUGCAAUAUGGAUAGGCUUGACCGAUGGUGGGAUUGGGCUCAACUCCAGUACGGAGAAUUGCGUCCCAAUCUCCCCCACCGCCAUAGCCUGCCUCCAGUUCUGCCGCUCCAGCCCUGGCCUCGACCGAAGCGGCAGCCCGAGGUAACUUGUCAACGAUAUAAAACGUCUCUCGAAACGUCUUGAGCCCGUCAUCGUAAUACCACCGCAGGGAGAUCGUCGAGGCGGAAGUAUAUGUUGUGCCGAUACGGUCGGUAAAGGUGCUGGGUGGGUUCAAAGGACGGAUCAGCCCUCGGGUAGCCAGGGCUUUUGCUUUCGAUAUCAUGCUUUUCGGCAGGCCAGUGUCCGACAGGGUGUUGGCUAGUCGGACGGGGUGUUCUUGAUCGUCAGCGAUGACGAAGACGCAGACUUUAGUGUUGGUGGCCUGCAUGAUGCCGGGUCAUGGUCAGCAGCAAACCAGAAAUCAACAAGUCAUCCUAGCUAAAUAGCCAUAACCAGUAGGGAGAAUACAGGGAAUCAUAUGUCCAGACGGCAGAGAUGCAAAAGAAGAAGGAACAGCAAGCGCCCUGCGUACCAUUGGAGGAGGAGACUCAGGAGAGUGUGAUUGACGGAACAGCUGUGGACGGCGGCUUUGCCAUGAAAGAUAUGAAGACUCCAGCUUCUGACCCGAGUCUGGCACAUGAGCAUUCAUAGGUGGGUGCUUGCGCCCCGUUGCCAUACUGGUUUAGCCGCAGUGAACCACAAGGCAGACGCGAGCUUGGGCGUAAGCCUGCCUGACAAUGAGACCGUGUUCCGAAGGCAAACUUGUGCCCAAGCCCAGAUUGAAAUCUGCAAAUGCGUUGGCAAGAAGGUAUUGGAGAAGUGUCGCCAUUAUUAUAUCCUGAAAAUAUCAGCGCGGUUGGAUCACUGUGAUGGAAACUUCGACAGUACAUCCUUGUCGAGAGAUGGCCUUAAUCCAUCCUGCCUGCUGCUUUCCGGCCAAGAUCAUUAAGAGUAACCACUUCACGAUCGAUUUGUCACUAUCGGGUCCUCGAGAUCGAGAGAGGAAGCCAUGAAUGGACAUUGACAGGUUGAACAAGAACUUUUCUUCGCGGUACAAACAGCGAACAGUCUAUCCUCGCCAACGACAGCUUGAGGCUCAAUCGGCCAGCUGAUACCAGGUUUUCCAUCUGAACGGAGCCGUGACAGCAACGCAUGCUUUUAGUUGCUCAGAAAGUCUAUCCCAACCCGUGGUGUA
Messenger RNA from Exophiala dermatitidis NIH/UT8656, 2030 nucleotides. RefSeq lists its product as uncharacterized. The transcript has a single exon. Lineage: Eukaryota; Fungi; Ascomycota; Eurotiomycetes; Chaetothyriales; Herpotrichiellaceae. The record is from RefSeq and is a predicted model, not a curated record. Bases 1473 to 1784 code for a protein of 103 amino acids.